AUGGGUUGCUCAGAGUCGAAGGUGGAGGAGCAGAGGGCCGUGGUGCUCUGCCACGGCCGGGCUGACAUACUCGCCGCCGCCAUUCGCCAUCGAAACGCCCUCGCGAGCGCCCACGCCGCCUACUCCGACUGCCUCCUCUCCGUUUCCGUUGCCCUCCACCGUUUUCUCCUCCUGCUGCCCCCUUCCUCUUCUUCUUCCUCCUCCUCCUCCUCCCCUGUUCUUUCCGUUCCUUCCCGCCGCGAGUCGGAGCCUAGUCCACCACCGCCUGCUCCCGCUGUUUCCUCUGCCCGCCGCUCCAACCCCAGCGCUCCCAUCAAGUUCGAUACUUUGGACUCCGAUGACGAGUACGAGGGCGUCGUCGACGAUGGUUACUAUUUCCACCAUCAACACCCCUACGAAGGACCAUUCCGUCACGUUCCUAGCUUUGAAAGCAUCUAUUACGCACGCAGACAGCCGGCGCCUUACUCUGUCGCCUACGAGCAGCGGCCGCCGAGCUAUGAGACCCUCCAAGUUGACUACUUUGAUCCUUACUCCGGUUUCACUUCCCAAGAAAACCACCCUUUUCCCUUCCCCCCUGGUUAUUACGGCUCAAUGGGCGGAUCUUUCAACCCCAACCCGGCUUCCGAGACAAUGCCGCCGCUGGUUUCGAGAGGUUCUUCCUCCUCUAGAGCGCCUCCUCCUUCACCACCGAGGAUAUCCACUUGGGAUCUUCUGAACCCUUUCUCGACUGACAUAUACGGUCAUGGGUACACUCCUAGCCGAAAUUCCGGCGAGGUGAGGCACGAGGAAGGGAUCCCCGACCUCGAAGAGGUGGACAUGGAGCAGAAGAUGGUCCAGGAAGCCACCUAUAGCAACUUGAGCUCUACAGCUGUCUCCUCUUCGGCCACCAAAAACGGAGCAUACACAUCCAUUCGUGCAUCCUCGGCGCGAGAGGAUGAAUCGAGAAGAUCAUGUCGGCAACUGUCAAAGGCCGGUCGGAGCUCGAAUUCUGAUACAUCGGUGAUCGAUAAGAAUGUGGUGGCCAUGGAACAGAGGAACGCCGCAGCCUCCAAUAAUACACGGAAUGCUUUAGAGGUUGCUAAUGCCAUUAAAGCGCAGUUUCAAAGGGCAUCCAAGAGCUUCAGAAAGCUCUCCGAACUGUUGGAGAUGGCAAAUCACCAGCUUCACUCAAAACAAUCUCCCCAUGAUGGAUUGCUUACUCCAUUAAAUUCUAUAGAUGAUAGUGUAAAAGGAUCCAUGGGCCUUGCUUCCAUAUUGCAGAAACUGUAUGUUUGGGAGAAGAAGCUUUACAACGAAGUCAAGAGUGAAGAGAGAAUGAGACUGUUGCUUAGCAAGAGCAACAAGGAACUGAGGCACUUAGUUGAAAAGGCUGCUGAAGCUCACAGGAUCGAUACCACUCGAAGUUGGAUCGACAAGCUAUCAAUGGAAAUUGAGAUAGCAAUUCAGGUUGUCACAACGGUUUCGAAGAAGAUUGAUGCAGUUCGGGAUGAAGAACUGUGGCCACAAGUCACUGAACUUGUUCUAGGUUUGGUGAGAAUGUGGAGCCUUUUGCUUAAGUGUCAUCAAGUGCAUUGCCAAGCGAUUGCCGAAGUCAAAGGACUUGAUUUCAUCGUCUCGAGUGGAAAGCUUAGCAGUGCCAAUGCUGAUGAAAUACUGCAGUUGGAAAUGGAGAUGCAUAAGUGGAGUAGCAACUUGCCCGCAUCGAUUAAUGCCCAGAGGAACUUUGCCAAAGCCUUGAAUGGUUGGCUCCUACUUUGUCUUCCUCAUGAGCAUGCUGAAACGGCUCCCUCUCCAACCAGAAUUGGCGCGCCGCCUGUUUUUGUCAUCUGCAACUACUGGUCACAGGCCAUGGACAGGGCUUCCGAGUGCGAGGUGACCAACUCCUUGCUGACCUUUGCCGAUUCAUUGCACCAGCUGUGGGAGCGGCUGGCUGUAGAUCAGAAUGAUCGGAUGAUCGCAGUCAGAGAUAGAGAGAAAUUGCUUAGGGUCAUUGAGAAAAAGAGAAGGGCAAUGCACAAGGAAGUGAAAUCUCUAAGGAAGAAACUUGCAUUAGUCCCUGGUCAGAUCACCACACCACCUCAUCAAAAGCCUGAUGAUGCUCAUAAUACUACUGCAGAAGUAGUAGGUAGUCUGGAAUCAGGAUUGAAGAAUGUCUUUGAAGCCAUGGAACACUUCUCAGCUAGUUCAGUGAAAGCUUAUGGCGAGCUGCUUGAGCUUUGUGGAGAGCAGAAGACAGACUCAGCACAAAAUUCCCAUUGGAAUUUGAUAUAG
Molecule: messenger RNA, 2271 nt
Organism: Zingiber officinale
Lineage: Eukaryota; Viridiplantae; Streptophyta; Magnoliopsida; Zingiberales; Zingiberaceae
Product: protein ALTERED PHOSPHATE STARVATION RESPONSE 1-like
Exons: 4
Coding region: 1-2271 (756 amino acids)
Source: RefSeq, a predicted model, not a curated record